This is a messenger RNA of Ananas comosus (pineapple), 1701 nucleotides long. Its product is annotated as probable carboxylesterase 7. The transcript has a single exon. Lineage: Eukaryota; Viridiplantae; Streptophyta; Magnoliopsida; Poales; Bromeliaceae. Bases 179 to 1471 code for a protein of 430 amino acids. Gene Ontology annotation, molecular function: hydrolase activity. The record is from RefSeq and is a predicted model, not a curated record.
AUUUCAGGUGCACUCUCUCUCUCUCUAUAUAUACACACAUUUCUUUUAAGGCUAGCAGGUAUACUGCUGACACAGUCACGCUUGAUAAACAGACCAAGAGGUCCAUUAGGAUCCAUCACAUGGUCCAUGUUGGCUUAAACCGACUAGUAUUUUGUGUAACUGACAAAAGCGAUUCGGAAUGAGUAUUAAUCGACACGAGCCCAGCCCAGCUCGGUUGUGUUCGCUCGUUGACACCCCUACUCCUUUCGCACCCGUUGACUUUCCAUCACCUGCCUCCAACCCCGCACAUCCAAAACUAGUACUCCCGAUUCACGAACAACAAACAAAUCAAUCAAACGCCGACUUUUCCAUGGCCACCUCCUCCGCUGCUUCGCUCGCGAAGCGUUCCUUCCCCUUCAUCGCGCUCUUCUCCCUCGCUUAUCUCCUCCUCACCAAGCGCCGCAUCCUCCCUGCAUCCCCAUCGUCGUCGUUCUCCUCCGAACCCUCGUCGUCGCCUCCCACCAUCGACGACCCCAACUCCCAGGUCGAAUUCGACUUCGCCCCCUUCCUCCGCCUCUACAAGAGCGGCCGCGUCGAGCGCCGCGUCGUCCCCGCCGUCGUCCCCGCCUCCCCCUCCGCCGCCCCCGGCGGCGCCGCCUCCUUCGACGUCGUCCUCGACCCCCUCACCGGCCUCGCCGCGCGCCUCUACUUCCCCGUCCUCCCCAACGCCGCCGCCGGUGAUGGGGAUCCGGAGCCGAAGCUCCCGAUCCUCGUCUACUUCCACGGCGGGGCCUUCGUGGUCGAGUCGGCGUUCUCCCCGACCUACCACCGCUACCUCGACCUCCUCGUCGCCCGGGCGCGGAUCGUCGCCGUGUCCGUGGAGUACCGCCUCGCCCCGGAGCACCCGCUCCCGGCCGCGUACGACGACGCGUGGGCGGCGCUCCGGUGGGCCGCGGCGAACGCCCGCCCGGGGAAGUUCCUCGCGCGGUACGGCGACCCGGGGCGGAUCUUCCUGGCCGGGGUCAGCGCCGGCGGGAACAUCGCCCACAACGCGGCGCUCCGCGUGGGGAACGAGGGGGUGAGGGUCGCGGGGCUGGUGCUCCAAAACCCUUACUUUUGGGGGAAGGAGCCCGUGGCCGGGGAGACGCGGGACGCGGGGGUGCGGGGGAGGUUGGAGAGCACGUGGGGGUUCGUGUGCGCGGGCGCGUACGGGAUCGACCACCCGUACGUGAACCCGAUGGGGGGAACGGGGGAGGGGGAGUGGGGGCGGGGGAUGGGGUGCGGGCGCGUGAUGGUGACGGUGGCGGAGGACGACGUGUUCCGGGCGCGCGGGGUGGCGUACGCCGAGGGGCUGCGGCGGAGCGGGUUCGCCGGGGAGGUCGAGCUCUACGAGACCCGUGGGGAGUGGCACGCCUACUUCCUCACCAAGCUCGAUUCCACCAAGGCCAUGAAGGAGAUCGACGCCGUCAUCGCCUUCAUCAACCGCCCUUGAAGGGAGCUCGAUCCGAGCGUGCGUUUGUACACAUAGUGUAGGUGAGUUUGUUUUUGGCAUUUCGUCGAACACUUUGGCCCCAUUCCGAUACGUUGUAUUUUGUUAAAGAUAAAACUUUUUACAAUGUUUCAGUGUGUCGCCACUCGGCUCAAGCAUUGUUGUAAUAUCUAAGAGAUGUUAGGAUUAUAUUGAAAAAGUAGUUGUAAUUUUACAAUAUUACUGUUUAAGAA